Cylicocyclus nassatus is the source of this 690-nucleotide messenger RNA. Lineage: Eukaryota; Metazoa; Nematoda; Chromadorea; Rhabditida; Strongylidae. The record is from the annotation of a GenBank genome assembly.
AUGCACACCACUCGCCGAAAUUCAUCCUGCGCAAGGCGGGGCUAUAACUUUUCCCACAUUCGUCAUUGUCAUCGACUAAGGAUGAUCGAGGAUAAGGUGAUCGUCGGUGCUGCUUCCGCAUGUUCACUGCUUGCCAUUGGCGCAUGUCUUGCCGUUUUGCCAUCACUCUACUAUGAGAUCAAUGAAGUUCAUGAUCAGGUUCUUGACUCUGUCGCAAUGUUUCGCCUUGAAACGGAUUCGGCAUGGAUCGACAUGAUGGACAUUCAAAUCGCCGUCAGCCCGCCUUCAAAGCCCCGACAAAACCCAUUCAACUCGAUCUUCCGUCAGAAAAGACAAAAUUUCCGUGGGCUACCAUCAUGGUGUGUAUGUGAACCGCGACCACCACGCUGUCCUCCGGGACCUCCAGGACCACCUGGACGUCCGGGACCACGCGGAAUUCCGGGAAAUCCUGGCCCACCCGGACGUGAUAACACACAUGUCUACGCUCCCAUCACAUGCCCACCAUUUCAACCUGGAUGUGUCAAGUGCCCUCCAGGACCUCGCGGACCACCCGGAAUUACUGGACCAAUGGGACGCCCGGGACCAAGUGGACGACCUGGCAUGCAAGGACUACGUUUGGUAGUUUUUCGCUACAUAAAUCUUGUUUUCGCUGUUAUUGAUGCAGAACAAAAAACAAACCUUGCUAGUUGA